This is a messenger RNA of Mus musculus (house mouse), 3897 nucleotides long. It is a transcript of the gene Rcbtb2, whose product is annotated as regulator of chromosome condensation (RCC1) and BTB (POZ) domain containing protein 2. The coding region runs from base 786 to 2441 and encodes 551 amino acids. The record is from RefSeq and is a predicted model, not a curated record. The transcript is spliced from 15 exons. Gene Ontology annotation, cellular component: acrosomal vesicle. Lineage: Eukaryota; Metazoa; Chordata; Mammalia; Rodentia; Muridae.
GCCAGGCGGAGGCCUCACCCUGCGCCCGGCCCGGUGCGCAGCCGCUGCGGGGGCAGGGCGCAGCGCCAACCCACCCGGGCCGGGGCCCGGCGCGCACGCGCGAGCCCGUGGACCAGGUCGCUGGGGUAGCUCUGGGUUCACGUCCCUUCCCGGGCCCUGGGACCGCGUAGCGGUGCGCAUGCGCGCAGGCCCAGCCCGGGGUCCGUUUUGUGCGUCGCCCCGAGGCCACGGCUGUGGGGUUCCCGCUUCCAGUUGGGGGAACCCCUGCCCCUGGUGUCUCCAACCCUCCCGUGCACGCGGCGCGAGCUAGCGGUGACGUUUCCAGGACUUUCCGCUCUUUCCCGCCCGCAGCCGCCUCGCCGACCCCAUGGCGGCACACGCUUUAGGCCUUUGGUCCCCGAAGUGGAGGGAUGGCUGGGAAGGCCUGGCUGUCCUAAGGGUUUUCAGUCCUUUGGGCGUUGCUGAGGCCGGAAGUGGAGGAGUUUAGAGGUGAAAAACUUUUCCCGAUGCCCCUUCUUGGCGGCGAUGGAACUUCCGCCUGAGUUGAAGCUAGGCUUCCAGCCGCCUUUUUGCCUUUCUUUACAAGUCACAUUAGCUUUUUUCUGGAAGACAGCUUUACAAGAAUCUAGUCGGACCAAAUUUCGGGCUCCAGAACAUUCCACCAACCAGCUUAGCAGAUCAUACAUUCUUCAGGAGCUGAGAGCUGAUAAGUCUCUUCUUCACCGUGAUUUGAAACUUUCCAGUCUCAGAAAAGCUGACCAAGGGACUGCACAGGACUGAUCCAUAUGGAAGAAGAAGUGCCUGGUUUCUAUGGAGAAAGUGGCAAGUCAGUACAGGCUACCCUGUCAUCGUUGAAGAUGUUAGAUGUGGGAAAGUGGCCAAUUUUUUCCCUUUGUUCUGAGGAAGAGUUACAGUUGAUUCGUCAGGCUUGUGUCUUCGGCAGUGCUGGCAAUGAAGUUUUAUACACUACAGUCAACGAUGAGAUUUUUGUGCUUGGCACAAACUGCAGUGGCUGUCUGGGGGUAGGCGACAUUCAGAGCACUAUUGAGCCUCGGAGACUGGAUUCUCUAACUGGCAAAAAAAUAGCCAGCCUCAGCUAUGGGAGUGGCCCUCAUAUCGUCCUUGCGACAACAGAUGGAGAAGUCUUUACCUGGGGUCACAAUGCUUAUAGCCAGCUGGGCAAUGGGACAACGAAUCAUGGUUUAGUGCCCUGCCAUAUCUCUACGAAUUUGUCAAACAAACAAGUCAUUGAGGUCGCCUGUGGGUCUUACCACUCUUUGGUUCUAACAUCUGAUGGGGAGGUGUUUGCCUGGGGUUAUAAUAACUCAGGGCAAGUAGGAUCUGGAUCAACAGCUAACCAGCCCAUUCCCCGAAGAGUCACUGGAUGCUUGCAGAAUAAAGUAGUUAUGAACAUAGCAUGUGGGCAGAUGUGCUCCAUGGCUGUUGUGGACACUGGAGAGGUCUACGUCUGGGGUUACAAUGGCAAUGGGCAGCUGGGCCUGGGCAGCAGUGGCAACCAGCCCACCCCAUGCAGAGUGGCCGCCCUGCAAGGCAUCCGUGUCCAGCGGGUUGCCUGUGGCUACGCACACACAUUAGUAUUAACAGAUGAAGGUCAAAUAUAUGCUUGGGGUGCAAAUUCUUAUGGCCAGUUGGGCACUGGCAAUAAAAGUAACCAGUCCUAUCCUACCCCUGUUGUUGUGGAAAAGGACAGAAUCAUAGAGAUUGCAGCCUGUCACUCUGCCCACACAUCUGCUGCCAAGACACAAGGUGGGCACGUGUACAUGUGGGGCCAGUGCCGGGGCCAGUCGGUGAUCCUUCCACACCACACUCACUUCUGCUGCACCGAUGACGUGUUUGCCUGCUUCGCCACCCCGGCUGUCACCUGGCGCCUUCUCUCCGUGGAACCUGACGACCACCUCACUGUGGCCGAGUCUCUGAAGAGGGAGUUUGACAACCCUGACACUGCAGACCUCAAGUUUCUGGUUGAUGGAAAAUACAUUUAUGCUCACAAAGUCCUUCUCAAAAUUAGGUGUGAACAUUUUCGUUCUUCAUUAGAAGACAGUGAAGACGAUAUUGUAGAAAUGAGCGAGUUUUCGUAUCCUGUGUUCCGAGCUUUCCUGGAGUAUCUAUACACAGAUAACAUCAGCCUAUCUCCUGAGGAGGCAGUAGGGUUGCUAGAUCUGGCUACAUUUUACAGUGAGACUCGGUUGAAAAAGCUCUGUCAACAAACUAUCAAGCAAGGAAUCUGUGAGGAGAAUGCUAUUGCUCUGCUCUCUGCUGCUGUCAAGUAUGAUGCCCAGGACUUAGAAGAGUUCUGCUUCAGGUUCUGCAUCAACCAUCUGACUGUAGUAACACAAACGUCAGGCUUUGCAGAAAUGGACCACGAUCUUCUAAAGAACUUUAUCAGCAAAGCCAGCAGAGUUGGAGCCUUUAAGAACUGAUCCUGAAUGUGGAAAAGAAUGCUUAAGCCUUCCCAUUUCACCCCAGCAAAGAUAAAUAAAUAAAUGAAUAAAUAGUAAUUACCAAAAAAAGCCAUUGACGAACAACUUCUCUGUAACUAACAGUGUUGAUGAGAACUACAUCUGGCCAGAUUCUUGUCUUCUGUCAAAAGGCUGUAGUCAGUUCUCUCUAUCUGCCUACCCCGAGAUUUACAGUAGCAGGCACUGAGGGCUCCAACUGGGUAUGAUAUACCACAUAGAAGCUGAAAGUGUACCAGUGCCACUCUUGUGGGGAGUCUCCCUCUCCCAGCACGUGCCAACUGUAAAUAGCUUUGUGGGUAGGUUGGUGGGGACUGUGUUCACCUCCUUUCUCUGACCAGGGAUCUGUCUGGUAUGAGCUUGUACAGGUCUCUUACAUGCUGUCAGUCUCUGAUUUCAUACCUGUGUGUCCUGUUCUUUCAGGGUAGGCCCAAUGCUUAUGAGUAACUCGCUAACAGCUUUCUUGGCUCUGUUUUGUGUGUGUGUGUGUGUGUGUGUGCUUUUUGUUUUGUUGUCACUUUUGUUGGCUAGUUGUCUUUUUUGGAAAGUUGGGAGGUUUUGGAAGAGGUUGAAGUUGAGAAAGAAGAAGUAUCAUCUAAAAAAUAAACAUUAUAGUUACCAUUUCUUCCUUUGAGUCACCUAUGGUAGAUAUCUGUGGGGAAUUGAUAGUUUGCUAAUCUGGAGAAAUGGUUCAGUAUUCAGCUGGCUGAUACAUAGUUAUACAAGGAAUGCUGUCAUGCCCACAUUUUUAGCCUCUAACAUAGUACCUUAUAUAUAAAAGGCACUCAGUUAAUUCACUGUCCAUCAUAAGGGUGCCCCAAGAACAGCUAGAAGGUUGGAAAAGGAAUAAACAAAAUUAGAAGUCUGUAAUUACUGAUAUUCAUAUUCUUUUAGUUUGUAAUUCUGAGAAACAGUAGCUAAUUUAGAGCAUAUUAGCAUUCAUAAAAUGCCUUAGCAACUACGUUGUCAAAGGCCCAAGGGCUACUUUUGAUUUUCUACUUUCUGCAUUAACUUCUCAUAAUGGCAUUGUUGAAAAUAAAACAUUAACUUUGAAUGUUACUUCUGGAAUCCUAUGCCUUAUGUAAUUGCAUAAAGCCCUUUGCUUUUCUUUAUAUUGAGGGUCUCUCUAUAUAAGAUUGAUUAUAGGUUUUUCUUGUAGCUAGCUUUGGUUUCUUAACCAGGCACUAGUAAAUACUAGAUAGAAAGGAACACAUUUCAUGGGUAGCAUUGUGAUGGAGAAAUGAGUUUCUAGACCAAAACAAGCCAUUGUGUAGCAAAAGAGAAACAAACUGAACAAAAUGUAGCACUGGAUUCCACCAAGUGUCUCACAAUAUGAUACUAUGUUAAGGAAAUCUUUUUGAAAAUAGAAAUCUUAUUCUCAUGUAUAAUUAUUUGAUAAUAAAGAACUUGAUAGAACAAA